AUGAUCUCUGAGAUUUCGAAAACACUGAGAGCAAUGCAGAUGAAUCAUGCCAACGCAGCUGACAAGGUUUCGUCAGAUGUUGGGUCUGCCUUGAAUGCAUCAAAACAUAGCAUCAAGUUUCGCACGAUAAAACUGCCAUCAUUUAGUGAUGAUGUAACUCAGUUCAGGGUUGAUUACACAGUACCGUUCUACGUGAAAACUGGCUCACAGCGAUCCAAGAAAAAGGAAUAUUGCUGUGUUGCCCUGUUUGUGCGCCUGGCAACACGAGAAGUGCAUUUGGAGGUAGUUGGCUACAUGACUAUUGAAGGAUUGCUGUCGACCCUUAGAAGACUUGUGUCACGAAGGGGCAGGUGCCAAAACUUGUACAGUGACAGAACAAACUGUGUCGGAGCUAGUCGGGAACUCUGUGAGUUACAAGCUGAUGUGAGCAGUCAUUACCAGCAGACACAGGUGAAAAGCUUCAUGCAUGAAGAAGACAUCGAUUGGCACUUCAUACCUUCAGCGUCACCAAACUUUGGCGCAAUGUGGGAAGCAGGAGUGAAGUCCUUCAUGUACCACUUGCAGCGAACGAUGGAAACCUUAUGUCCAACAUUUGAAGAGGUGAUAAACCUGACUUCUCAAAUUGAGGCUUGCUUGAACUUUCGUCCUCUCACACCAAUAUCCAAUCCUUCUGACCCUCAAGGCCUCACCCCAAGUCACUUCCUAAUUGUAACUGCUGUCAUAAGUAUUCCUCAGCCAGAUCAAGUUACAACCAAACUGAGCUUGCUCACAAGGUCUACUGCAGCAAGGGUCCCAGAUCUUUUGGCAGUGCUAGUCAUCUGA
Molecule: messenger RNA, 822 nt
Organism: Schistocerca piceifrons (Central American locust)
Lineage: Eukaryota; Metazoa; Arthropoda; Insecta; Orthoptera; Acrididae
Exons: 2
Coding region: 1-822 (273 amino acids)
Molecular function (GO): nucleic acid binding
Source: RefSeq, a predicted model, not a curated record